GCGGGGUUAUAUUGUUACUGCCCUGUGGGCGGUGCUAAAGAGCAAUAAUAUUUCAUAACAUGUUGAAGGAACACUCCUAAAGAUUGUCUUCAUUUUAUGGAUAAGUGAAACCGAAACUGUUCCUCAAGAUGGCUGCAGCUCUGGCUGACAGAGCAAUUGGAGCUAUCAUAGGUUCGGCUGUUGCAGAUGCAGCAGCGCAGCCACUCCACUGGGUGUACGACCUCCAGAAACUGAAAGGGAUUCUGGCUAAGGAUCCAAACCCUGAGUUCCACUCUGAGUCAGCCAAUCCCUUUUACAGGAGGCAGACAGGCCAGCAGAGCUGCUAUGGAGACCAGGCCUUUGUCCUCCUGGAGUCCUUGUCUGAAUGUGGAGGUCUAAAUGUUGACGAUCUGAAGCAGCGCACACUGAAAUUCUUUGGGCCAGGAUCAGAGUAUGACACGCCUGUCAAUGAUCCUUACAGAGAGAAAGGAGGGCCAAGACCUCAGCUGCCAAUCGAGGGACCAUGGAGACAUGCGAGUUUAAAGGGCUUCCUGAAGAAUAUGGAUGCAGGCAAAGAGGAGACAGGCUGUGAGAACGACUGUCAGAUUGAUGGAGUAGCCAAAUUGGCUCCUAUAGUGGCUUUUUAUGCAGGAAAGCCUGACAUGCUGGAAAAGGUUGAGCAGGCAGUCCGUGUCACCCAGAACAAUGAUGCAUGUGUGGCAGAGACUCUAGCAGCAGCAAGGUUCCUGGAGCAUUUCAUCCUGAAUGGUCCUGACCCAAAAGCCUUGGACACGGUGGUCGAUCAGCUCAGUGACCCGAACAGAAAGCAGCCCCAGGAUCUGGAUAAAGCAGUCACUGGGCACCUUCGUCAGGUGAAGGAGAAUUUAUCAAAGACUCCUCAGGAGCUAAUCCCUGCUGUGUUUCCAAAUACCUGAGGUUUGCCAGGUGCGUUCCAAGCAGCGCUGCAUGGAGUCCUGACAGCCAAGCACUACGAGCAGGCUAUCAGAGAUACCAUGAGCUGUGGGGGAUGCACCUGUAGCAGAGGGUCCUUCAUCGGAGCCUGUCUUGGGGCUCAGAUUGGACUUGAGGGAAUUCCAGCCUCCUGGACGUCCAAAACCCUGCGUUAUGAGUCAGUGUUGGAGCAUGCCAAGAAGAUAACCAAACACCACCAAUAGUAACUCUUUUUUUAAGCAGUGUAAUGUGUUUUUCAGUCUGAGGUGGCUGAGAACAAAUGAAAAACUGUUCAGCUUUCACAGAACAGUGAAUGAAGGUUCUUGUCUAAACUGUUGGAUGGCAGGAGCCAGAUGUUUUUGUCUCUGUUAAAGUUAAACAUGUUUGUUCAGGUGUUCAGUGACUGAGUUUUUCUGCAAUAAAGUACUUCUGAAAAAAAACCCAAAAAAAACCAUAUAGAACAUUUUGUGCAACUUGUGUCAACCAGUGAUGGUAAAGCUCAUUAUUAUGAAGAUACUUAAUUAAAAAUAAAGCACUAACGUAUUCAUUCAAAUAAUAUUCAUAUCCCGAGUCCCUGAAAGACUGGUGAGAGAUGUACUGUGCUGCCAUAGCUAUAUUGAUAUUGUAUAUUAACUCCUGUGUGUUUAGUCAUGGAUUGAUGGAUUUAAGUUAAGGGGAUUCUAAUAACAGAGGACAACUUAAAAGUUUUGUUGCCUUUUUUCAAAUGGGGUUCUCAAAUAUGUUUUCAUUAGAUAUCACUAUUAUGUUGACUGACAGUAAUUUACAAUUUGUACUUAUUACUUGUAGGGGCCAAAGACCAGUCAAGACCACCUCAAAAACGAGUCUUUGUGGUAUUUGAAAGACAUGAUGAGACAUGGAUUGUAAUGGUGAUUUGGGGGGGUUAGUCAAAGAAACUAUGUUCCAAUUAUAUUUCUCUGCAAGUAAACUUGUGGAUAUAUAUUUAAUGGACAUUAAGUACUGUUGUGGGUACCUUUUCCGUGUUUUAUUGUGUACACAAUACAAUAGGUAAAAUUAUCUUAUUUGUGAUGAUUGAUUUUUUGCUUGGACAGUAGGUCAAAUUCCAAGCCCAUUUUUUUUACUUGUAUGUUUUUAUACAUUUAUUCAAAUUUUACAGCAAUUUUUUACUCUACCAUGCUCCAAUCCAGUACUUGGUUUGACCCUUUUUAGGCCAACAACAAACAAAACACACAUAUUUUCACAACAGUUUGAUUCCAGGCAGUACAAGGGAUGCUUUAAAACAAGAUUUUGAUAUUGGAAAA
Molecule: messenger RNA, 2210 nt
Organism: Epinephelus moara (kelp grouper)
Lineage: Eukaryota; Metazoa; Chordata; Actinopteri; Perciformes; Serranidae
Product: crystallin J1A-like
Exons: 10
Source: RefSeq, a predicted model, not a curated record